This is a messenger RNA of Vollenhovia emeryi, 2123 nucleotides long. RefSeq names its product magnesium transporter NIPA2 (gene spict). NCBI's taxonomy places the organism in Eukaryota, Metazoa, Arthropoda, Insecta, Hymenoptera, Formicidae. The transcript has 4 exons. The coding region runs from base 105 to 1205 and encodes 366 amino acids. Gene Ontology annotation, biological process: magnesium ion transport. Gene Ontology annotation, cellular component: membrane. Gene Ontology annotation, molecular function: magnesium ion transmembrane transporter activity. The record is from RefSeq and is a predicted model, not a curated record.
GCGUGAUACGGAACGCACCUUUCAGUGAUAUGAAGAGUGUAACCAGCUAAGAUGGAAAUGUAUAACUGACAGUGGAGAUCAACGUCGACUUGGCGGAGUGAGACAUGGGUUCUGUCACAGAAAUGACGAACAACGAUCAUGCUUACGGGACGUUAAACUUUUAUCCCGGUUUAGGACUGGCGAUUAUUUCCAGCGGAUUUAUAGGUGCCAGUUUUAUCGUGAAAAAGGUGGCUUUAAUUCAGCUGCAGAAGUACGGCGGGCUGCGCGCGUCGUCCGGUGGUUUCGGCUAUUUGAAAAAAUGGAUAUGGUGGGCCGGAUUUUUAUCCAUGGCGAUAGGGGAGGCGGCGAACUUCGCUGCGUACGCGUACGCACCAGCGUCGCUCGUGACACCGCUGGGCGCCUUAAGCGUUCUAGUAUCUGCAGUAUUAGCAUCCAAAUAUCUUAACGAAAAGCUCAAUUUGUUGGGAAAGAUAGGCUGCUUGUUAUGUAUUUUAGGUUCCACGAUAAUAGUAUUACAUUCCCCAAAGGAGGAAGAGGUCAACAGUUUCAGCGAGCUGAUCGUCAAGAUAAGAGAACCCGGUUAUAUGCUGUACGUUUUAAUUGUGAUAAUGUGCUCAUUGUCGAUCAUCUUUCACUUCGGCCCGGCGUACGGUCAGCAGAAUAUCCUUGUGUACGUCUGUCUGUGCUCGUCCGUCGGCUCUCUGACCGUUACGAGCUGCAAGGUUCUGGGCCUGGCGUUGAGGAAGACCAUCUCCGGUGAGGAGAACGCGCUCGGCAAUUGGCUUACGUGGGUCUUCUUCUUUAGCGCUAUCCUCUGCGUCAUGAUACAGAUGGCUUAUCUGAAUAAGUUGCUCGACCUGUUCGACACGUCGGUCGUUACGCCAAUUUAUUACGUUUUCUUCACGACUCUGGUGAUAAUAGCGUCCGCGAUUUUGUUCAGGGAAUGGACGAAGAUGAGCGCGGAAAAUAUUCUAGGCGCCUCCUGCGGCUUCCUCGUAGUUAUAGUCGCUAUAUUUUUGCUGAACGCCUUUAAGGAGGUGGACGUGCAUUACGGUAAUAUCAAGCACUUGUUUAGGCCCAAGAGGGAGAUGCUCUCGAAUUAUAAUUCGAGGUGGGACGAUCAGGAGGGAACGAGAGCGUCCAGAGUGGAGUCCCAGCACUUGCUUAAUCAUAUGUACAAUUCGGAUCUUACUAGGACUAUUUAAAUAUUAAAUUUUCACAGAAAUGCAUACAGCUUGCUGUGUAUUAAAAUCCUGUACAGCGAUCGAGAGAUUUAGGAGGAUAAUUUGUUGAUCCCUUUACAACCGAAUGUAUAUAUGCUGUCUUCGAAAGUAAUAAAAUUCGAACGUUUUUCUAGCGAGUUCUAUCGUGAGUGACGCGUGUCUCGUUAUGAAAACGGCCGACUGGUAGACGGUGGAUCCCAAGUUCAGAUUGUAUCACAUAUGUCCCGCAGUCUUUGCAUGUCUUAUACAUUAUUGUUUCCAUGGAAAACGAUGAGAAUAUUCUGGACGUUGCAAAAGUUAUAAAGAAUCCUCGUUACUAGUGGCCAGGCCAGAAGAGAAUUCAUAGGAAAAUAUCAAGUUAUAAUAUUCCACUGUUCUAUGCGUUUUCCUACUUUUUCAAAAAGAUACAGAUGUAUAAAAAGUUGUUCGAAUUGUGAAUAACUAAAAAAAAUCUAGUUUAAUUCUAGUCCUGUCGAAAACUAAUCUCUUCGCAUUAUAUCUUUGUUCUCUUGGAAAAAUUCCCAGGAAGUUGAAUGUACGAUAAUACAGUUUGCCAGUAGAAUCGAGCAGAACAUUGUGACAAGUCAAUUGGUGUCCGCAAUACCUAGAAUUGUGUUUCACGAAUUGAAACUAAUUGUAAAUAACUAUAGAAUCUAUAUCGUAUAUCGUUUCGAUUUUGUCAAACGAUUCCGUUAUCGAUUAGACUCUAUUCACAUAUUUCUGUUAACAUUCCCCAAUAGAAGUAUAUUUUAUUCAAAGUGACUAUGAAAUCGACGAAAAGUGCAAUAAAAGUUAAUAAGAAAUGAUCAAAUGUGUUUUAAAAGGAAUAAUAGUUUUCCUUAUAAAAUUCAAUAUGUAAGACUGCGGAAAUGUGAGAAGAAUUAAAUUGUUAAAAAUUAU